This is a messenger RNA of Gasterosteus aculeatus aculeatus (three-spined stickleback), 4805 nucleotides long. The record is from RefSeq and is a predicted model, not a curated record. Lineage: Eukaryota; Metazoa; Chordata; Actinopteri; Perciformes; Gasterosteidae.
GGGGUAGGACCAUAAGCACACGCUCGGUAGCAGCAGCUUGAAUCCAAAGAGAGAGAAGAUGUCGGGUCAGACGCUGACGGACCGCAUCGCCGCGGCGCAGUACAGCCUGACGGGAUCCGACGUCGCCCGAGUUGUGUGUAAAGCCACCACACAUGAACAGACCGCUCCGAAGAAAAAGCACCUGGAAUACCUGAUCCAGGCCACCCAGGAGACCAAUGUGAACGUCCCCCAGAUGGCAGACACUCUGAUGGAGAGGGUCGGCAACGCCAGCUGGGUGGUGGUCUUCAAGGCCCUGAUCACCACACAUCACCUCAUGGUGAAUGGCAACGAGAAAUUCCUGCAGUUCCUGGCAUCUAGAAACACCUUGUUCAACCUCAGCAACUUCCUGGACAAAACUGGCUCCCACGGCUACGACAGUUCCACCUUCAUCAGGCGCUACAGCCGCUAUCUCAACGAAAAGGCCUUCUCCUACAGACAGAUGGCUUUUGACUUUGGUCGUGUCAAGAAAGGAGCUGACGGAGCGAUGAGGACCAUGUCAGUGGAGAAGCUGUUGAAAGGAAUGCCCACCCUGCAGAGCCAGAUCGACGCGCUGCUGGAUUUUGAAGUGCAAGCACCGGAUCUGAACAACGGGGUGAUAAAUGCCUGCUUUCUCCUCCUCUUCAAAGAUCUGAUCAAGUUGUAUGCCUGCUACAACGACGGCAUCAUUAACCUGCUAGAAAAGUUUUUCCAGAUGAAGAGAAGCCAGUGUAAAGACGGGCUGGAGAUCUACAAAAGAUUCCUGACACGGAUGACUCGGGUUUCAGAAUUUUUCAAAAUCGCUGAGCAAGUGGGAAUAGACAAAAAUGACAUACCUGAACUCACUCAGGCCCCAGAAAGUCUCCUGGAGUCCCUGGAGACCCACCUUAACACACUGGAGGGGAAGAAGCCAGAGGAUAAGUCGCCCACUAAGCAGGAUGCGACAGCCAACAACAGCGUGCCGGCGGCAGCUGCUGCCGCUGUUGCGCCGGCCAGGCGUGCCCCUCCUACUCCUGGCGGCGGGCCCCCAGCUCGCCCCGGGCCACCUGCCAAGCCUCCUCCGCCCUCUGUCACCCCCACCGCGGCAGCCCCCACCGUCACUCCUAUCAGCAACGCUCUUGAUGAUGGCUUCUUGUUGGAUCUAGACCCCAUAUCCUCAUCAGCAAAGGGUGCAGCAGCAACUUCCUCCACGACUGGAUGGGGAGAUCUUUUGGCUGAGGCAGCUCCGCCUGCAGCUGAUGAAGCCUCUGAAGCUCUCCUGGCGGAGGGAGAAUCUGAUGCUGCUGCUGCAGUAGCGGCUGCCCCUGCACCUCCCGCACCCAAAGCCGCUGCCGCUGCCACUGCCGCUGUCACUGCCACUUCCGCUGCAGCCACACCGGCACCCGCCACGCUGCCCGUCACAGCUCCAGCCUCAGCUGCUGACUUGGACCUUUUCGGAGAUGCGUUUGCACCUUCCCCAGGAGACGGUCCUGCCGCCGCGGGCCCUGCUGCCGAUGCAUUUGCUGGAUCUGACCCCUUCGCUACAACGGAGGGGAGUGCGGCCAUCGCUCAAGAGCUGGACCUGUUCGCCAUGAUGCCCACCGACACAGAGGCCUCCGCCGUCACCCCUCCCACCUCUAGUGAGGCGCCGACCAUCGUCGCUCCCAUCGCUGCUCCCGCUGCCCCCGCUGCUCCCGCUGCCCCCGCUGCCCCCACCCUUUCUUCCACCACCACCACCACCACCACCACAACCACCACCGACACCACCACCACCACAGAGUCUGCAGCCGCUCCGACUCUAGAUAUCUUUGGUGAUAUGUUUGAUUCUAUGCCUGAGCAAAGCCCUACCACAGAGUCCAAAGCAGCUACCACUCCUAGCGUAGACCUUUUUGGUGCAGACCUGCCUGCUGUUUCACGCGGGCCGUCUCCUUUGCCCGAGCUGCCUCCGCCUGGAGACAUUGUGACCGACUCAUUCGCAUCUCCAGGUCCUGGUGCCGCCGACGUCGCUCCCGUCAUUGCUGCCGUCGCAGCCUGCAGCCCAGAGGCCUCCUCUCCUCCCAAAGCAGAGCCCGCCCCCGUCAUUGACCUGCUGGACUCCUUCGGCAGCCCUGUGGAGGAGACGCAGAGCUCUGCUCCUGGAGGGCCUGCAGACGAUCUGCUGGGAGGCCUGAUGUCCCCCACCCUGGCUCCCACUGCUGCCCCGGCUCUAGCUCCAGCCUUGGCCCCGCUGCAGAACAGCCUCCUGGAAUCCAGCUUUGAUGCCCUGGGCUCCCUCGGGUCUCCAGCUCCGCCUGUACCGGCCGCGGUACCAAUGGUACCAUCUGCACAAGACCCUGGAACCACCACACCGGUGCCCUCUGGUGGCUUUGAUGCUUCAAUGUUUGGUGGAUUAGGCGACUUGCUGAUGCCCUCCAUAACGCCCCAGAGCACCGGCGGCAGCAGUACUGGAAGUACAGCGUCAAGCAUGGCAGCUGCCGCAGCGGGGGGCAGUGCAGCCGCUCCCCCCGCCCCCCUUCCUCCAACCAAGACCGUCGGAGGAGACCUGGACUCGUCACUGGCCAACCUGAUUGGAGACCUUGGUGUAAAGAAAAAGGACCCACAGAGUGAGAAGAAGCUAACAGGAGGGGCCAACUGGAUGCCACAUGUAGCUCCCACAAGCUGGGCUACAUCUGGAGCUCCCAUGGCUGGAGCCGCCCCUGGAGCUCCUGGGGCCCCAGUAGCAGCCAUGGUGCCACCAAUGAGCGCACAGCCUGGCUUUGGCAUGCCUCCUGCAGGUGGGCCGGUAGCUCCUGUGCGGCAGUCCAUGAUGGGGCAGCCGAUGAUGGGACAGCCCCUGAUGAGACCUCCCUACACUGGGGUGGCUGGAGCUGCGCCCGGAGCACCGAUUCCUCCAGGACCUGCAAGCCAGAGCCCCAAGAAGCCAAAGGACCCUUUGGCAGAUCUUAACCUCAAAGACUUCUUAUAACGCCCCAACUGCUUUCUUCUCUGGAGCAGAGUCCUCUCACCUUUACCUGGUGUCUGUCAACAUCUCAGGAUGUUCAGCUACUAUAAGAGCCUCUUUUCUCCACCCGACCAUCAACAACCCCCUUCUCCUGCGUCAUGUUGUAGCACAAAUUGUGAAAGUGAACCAUAUAGGAUUAUAUAUAUAUAUAUAUACAUGUAUAUAUAUAUGACAAAAAAAUACAACCGAGUGCUUAUGUAGAUGUACCAGUCUUUUGUCUAAACAAAAUCACGCAAAACCCAGAAAAAAAAAAGUCCACAAAAGUUAGUGAAAGAAAGUAUGUGUUUAGGUUUCUUUCCAGUGUUGAAUGAUGGUUGUGCUUUGGUGUCCUAAGCCCCACCUACCACCCUACAUGUGUUAUAAAGGGGGAGGAGCUCUUCUUUGUCCCACUCUGAUUGGAGGAGAGUGGUAAACAAAGCCCCGGUCGAUUUAUUCAGGAGAAAACUGUUGUGUGUUGUUUACAGAAAGUUCCUUGUUGAUGUACAUAGAUUUCUCUGGGGAGGAAUGCUUCUCCAUUCUGUAUGUUUGUUGAAGAGAAAUAUAAAUGUGAAUCUGACAUGAAAUUGUAAUAAGUCGUGUGAGUAUCCUUCUAUUUCCCAUCAUCUUCUGAAAGUAUUUGGAAACAAAUAUAAGUACCGCUACAUGGUGACUGUAUAUUGAGAAAUAACUUCCAUGGGCUUCUGAAUCAUACCAGAACAGCAAGGGAUCAUUUUAAUUUGGUUAUUUCUUUUAACUUGUGACUUAUUUCGUGUGUGUUUCUUUCAUCGCCCCGUGCUAAAUAAACAUGUUCUUUUUCUCUUAGAAUAAUCCUCCUCCAACAGCAGUCAAUAGUUGCUGGCAUUGCUAUUAAAGAACAUAUCUUACAAUAACUGCUUUAGUUCUAGUCAGAGAGGUAACCUCAAACUAGCCCUCAGUAUAACUGUACACGUUUCUACCUGCGGUUUGACUCUUCCCGUGUGGAUCGGUCCGUUGCCUGUGCUUUCUUUAUAACUAACACCAGUUCAGUAUGAUUCCUUUUUGUAUUUAGUGUAAAACAAUAUUCCAUUGCCAUACUAAACUCUACGUUCAGACAGAUCAAAUUAAUUAAGAUUAGCAGACAACUAACAUCCAGCAGGAAGGACUGUAGCAGUCGAAUAAGGUUCUGUUUACACUCACUGUUCCUCACCAAAUAGGCUUUGGGUGCAUCAUUGAGGCCUAGCAAAUGUGACGAAUGAAUUUAUAUCUUCAAUGAAACAUUUGAAAAGAGAGUUUUUGAAAACCUCAAAACGUAUGUUGUUUACACACAAAAGGGGGCCCAGGAACUGAACUCCGAAGGGUCCCCAAGUUCCACGAUGCUGUACUAACCCCAUUGUAACCGCUGCUGUGGAACUGAGUCACAGCAUGCACGGCUGCAAUGCUGCUUUGACAAUAUUAUCUUCAAAGCAAAUAAAUUAAAAAAUGUUGAUGUUGAUUUCUGUCUGAACAUGUUUUUGUUCGUUGUUAAUUUGGUCGUUGCUAACACAAAGCUCCUCUAUUCCUGCAGACUAACAACGCAGUCACUGUGUUGACAUGCAUGUGGACAGCUGCUGUGUAACCAGCGGCUCUGUGCUGUAAGCCUGCGCUGCGCGUUGUCUUUUCAGUGGACUAAAUGAGCAAUUGGUCUUUUGAACCUGAUAUGAUUCAGAGAGAACAAUGGGAGAUUAUAAACGUUUUUCAUAACUGAAUUAUUAAAACUGUAUUUUUGUUUAGUUGUGAAUUUGUUUUAUUUAUGAUGGCCCGCCCCAGUGCAUGUAAGCCCUUUGAGGUGCAAUAAAUUCAAUGACGGAGUGAA